AUGACUAAAGUAAUUGAAAUCGUCCUGGUCCUCUUUUUAAUUAAGUUUUGCGACCUAUCGAAAGUGGCAACAUUUUUAGCAGAUUUUGUUAACAAGCAAGGAUGCCCCGCCCACCUGCAUCUGCUUUCGUGCAUGAGCAAAGCCGGCAGUGUAGAAUUGGCAAACUUUAUAGGGCGAACCAAUAUGGCCAUGGCGUUUUUGAAAAACGGGUUUGAUUUGGGGUCAAAUCGCGAAAUGGCUACCUUCGUGAUGUACCCGAAUUGUAGCGGAUUUGGAAACGUUAUGAAAGCAGCCCAAAAUAUUGGACUGUUUAAUUCUUCUUUCUGUUGGAUUAUGUUCGCCGCAGAGUACGAGGUCGCAGGAUAUUUUUUCGGCUCCCAUAGUAAAAUUUUCUUAGUGAGCGAAACGCCACGCGGCUACAACGUAACUGCCAUUUUCAAACAUACUCCUCAUUCUACUGACUUUCUGAUAAACCGCGUCGGCCUUUGGACGUUCGAAUGCGGUUUUCAAGAUUUUCGAAAACUGACUUUCCCCGCAACCAGAAUCGAUCUCCAAGGACGCAAGCUCCGAGGGGCUUACUAUUUUUCAGACACCAAAAGUCUGGACCAUUUACACGACGAUAGGUUCAUUGAAUUUUAUACCGACCACGUGACGAAAGUCAACCAUAUCUUAUUGGUGAUCCUUACGGACUACCUCAACGCCACUUACGUUCCGCUAUACACUUCCCGUAUUUCGCAAUGGUCAUUGUUUUUCCACCUUAAUAAUGGAGACGCAGAUAUUUCAGGCAUGUCUACCGUCAUGACCGAAAGCAACUGGAACGAGCUGAAAUUCGUAGGACCGACAGCCAAAGACGAAGUCUCGUUGAUUUUAAAAACGCCAGCUCUGUCGACCAUGCGAAAUAUAUACUCGAUGCCGCUGAGCGACGCUUCCUGGUACUGCCUGGCGGCCAUUUUGGGCGUCGCCACCAUCAAUUUGUACUGCAUCGCGGUGUCGCAAAAACGUUUGGCCAUGGCUGACGGCAGUGUGCUCAUGUAUGGGGCCGAAUCGUGGACGCUGACCGAAACCAUGUGCAGAAGACUGGAGGCUUUCGAAAUGUGGACAUACAGACGCAUGCUGCGAGUCUCGUCGAAUCUGACCUUAUCAGACGUGAUAAUGUUCCAACUGUCGGCCUUAUUCUCGAAAAGUUUCGACAAAGAGUUCGAAAACGUUUCCGGAAAAAUCGCCUCCGGAUUCUUAUAUGUCACUUUGAUGAUCAUCAGCGUGUUCUAUUCCGCUAGUAUAGUGGUAUUCCUGCAGGCGACCAAAGAAGUCAACGACAUUAGCACGCUAGCACGUUUGGAUAUAAAACAGAGCACGUUUGAUGAUGCGGUCGACAACACUCGACUCGCUAUGCCGAAACGUUUUCUCGGCGAUUCGGAAAGGGAGGGGAUAAGACGGGUACGAGAUGGCGGUUUUGCCUACAAAACGCGUGCAUCGUUGGCGUACUAUUUGAUCCAAAAGUCGUUCGAGGAGUACGAAAAGUGCUCGAUAACAGCGAUCGACACGUCUCCUUACAGGAACGAACCUUAUUUGCCGGUUCCCAGGAAUUCCUGCUUAAUGGAACAUUUCCAAGUGGGUUUCAGAAGAAUGUUCGAGCAUGGCCUUCAUAGACGAGAGUACGACAGGUUCUUCACCAAAAAGCCGAAAUGUCGCGAACACGUCAUCAGCAAUUACAGCGGUACCGGUAUUACGGAAACGUCGUUCAUAUUCGUCGCGUACAUUUUGGGAGCCAGUUUCAGCGUAUGUUUGUUCGUAAUCGAGAAAUUAAUACGUUAUUACAAGGAAAACAUGAACGACGAUGUCAUUAAACCAUUUGUGGAAUAA
This is a messenger RNA of Cylas formicarius (sweet potato weevil), 1863 nucleotides long. RefSeq lists its product as uncharacterized. NCBI's taxonomy places the organism in Eukaryota, Metazoa, Arthropoda, Insecta, Coleoptera, Brentidae. The record is from RefSeq and is a predicted model, not a curated record. The transcript has 8 exons. Gene Ontology annotation, cellular component: membrane. Bases 1 to 1863 code for a protein of 620 amino acids. Gene Ontology annotation, molecular function: ligand-gated monoatomic ion channel activity.